AAUGUCGAUUGCGCCGCAAGGAGGUGGAGAAGCCCUUCUUCCAACCACCGCUGUUCUUCCAGGGCACCGAGAGGAGGCGCCCACAUACUCACUUCCCGUCACAAGGCAGCAUCAUAGCAUGGUCCUUCGUGUUGUUAAUGGUCGCUUCCCCCUCGCUCUUCCGCCACCGAUUGUCAGAUUUCAGAACAACGAAGACCGUCGAAAGUUUUUCCUGUCUGAUAUGAGAGAUUCCAGGGGGUCUGUGAUGAUAAGGACAGGGUUGGUGGGGCUGGCGGUUGGGGCUGGCGUCUGUUACUGUAUUUACCGAGUGACCUCCAGGAGAAGCAAAAAUCACGGAGCAGCAGCCGAAACAAAAGAGGGAAAUGUUCAGGAAGAACGUGAAUCUAGCCCAACGUCAGUCUCUUGUGGGGCACGCCAGAUGGCCGCCCCAGAGAGCAGCUUGUUGCAGCAAGUAUCGGGGAUUCCAGUGAUUUCUAGCAUGGUCCGGGAUGAUUCUGCAAGUCUUCAGCAAGGCAUGGAUCUUUCAAAAUCAGCCCACGGUCUGGAGGCACACCAUAUACAGAAUCUUAUUAAUUUACUUGAAUCUACGAAAGAUCCCUCAAUUCAGGAGCAAGUCUUGAUUACACUGAGCAACAGUGCUGCAUUCUCGAAUAAUCAGGAUAUCAUUCGAAAUUUAGGUGGCCUUGCUGUUGUUGGAAAAAUGCUUUCCGUUCCUGUCACUAAAGUUAAAGAAAAAGCACUAAAUGCUCUUAAUAACCUGAGUAUGAAUAUUAAAAAUCAAGAGGAGAUAAAGAUACAUAUUUCCAAAGUCUGUGAGGAAAUGGAUUCUUCUCCCUUGAACUCUGAGCUUCAGCUAGCUGCACUUCGAUUUGUAACCAAUAUGUCUGUUACUAAUUAUUAUCACUAUAUGAUGAUUCAUUCCAUACCAUGCCUUCUUCAUUUGCUUUUGGAAGGAAAUGAAAGAAUACAGGUUCAGGUUCUUAAAGUGCUUGUGAAUUUAUCAGCAAACCCAGCUAUGACUGAACAUCUUCUUAAUGCUCAGGCACCCUUCCUGUUAUCUCUGUUUGAUAGCUGCAUAAACAAAGAAGUUUUGCUCAGAGUCCUGGUGUUUGCCACAAACUUAACAAAGCAUAUGCAAAGAGACAAGAAUAUUAUGGUUCAUCAUCACAGUGAAGAUUCAAUUUUUUCUGUGCUCUGGGGGAAUCCUACAGAGUGUGCUCAUAAACUUGCAUCUUUAUUGUACCAUCAUGACACAGAAGUAAAAGAGCAAGUUGCACAGCUGAUAAUGCAACAGUGCUGAAACUGGAGAUUGCUAAACCCUAUAUUCAAAUACAAAUUUUUGUAUGAAGGUUGUCCAGAUCUAGGAACCCGAUACACUUACUAUUUAUGAAUGUGGGAACUCUAAUGUAUAGAUAGCCUAUUCACUGUAAAGGAAGAAAAGUAGUAGAAACAUGUAUAAUGCUGCUUCCAGCCCUGAUGGAAAUGUAUAUAUGUACAGUAUAUAUGUACAGUGGGGGAAGGAACUGGCAAACCCACCCCAUAUAUACGGACUGCCUAGUAAACGUCGCAAGACGUCACCCUAAGAGUCGGAAAUGACUCGCACUAUAAGUGUGUGGACACCUUUACCUUUUUUUUACAGUAUAUAGUGGAAUACACAUGAAACGUUAGAUAAUAUUGUUCAGCUAUGUUGAAUACAAUUUAUAGUGCUAAAUUGCUGUAGAAAUGUUUCGGCCAUACCUUAUAACUCUCUGCAUGUUCUGAUUUGAAGCUCUUCCCACGUCUCAGAAGCCUGACUAACUUCACUUAGAAGUCGGGCAUUUAGCGUUGCUGGUCUUGUGCUGUGGAAUACUCUUCCAGCAAAGAUUCGGCAGGCACCCUCACUAACUUGCAGAUGUCCCUUUUGAAAACUUUUUUUAUAGUGACAAGCUUAUUCAGUUUAUUUUUUUAAAAGAUGAGCCAUCCAUUCUUAUUUUAUGGUGUCUUAUGUUUUAUUGUGUAUAUAUUGUUGUACACUGCCUUGAUAUUUUGAGUGGAUAGUAUUAAACAUUUUUUAUAAAUAUUAUUCUCAAUAUAUAAUAUAUAAUAAUCUGAUCCUAUACUACUUUGUUAAUCUUGCACUUGUGUGGGCUUCCACACAUAAGGAGCAGAAAACUUCAUAGAGGUGUGAAACUACCACCUCUAUUGAAGUGGAUGAGAAACAGCUGGUAUAGCGAUACCAUUUACUAUGAGCAUGCCAUGUUGUAUGUGUUGGCAUUUGCUGUUGCCCAUACCAUCUUUUUAUACUGGUGCAACAAGCAUUAAGAUAAUCAAACUGUGUGCUUAAUUAUUUUCCUUUCGUUUAACCUGAAUCUGCUACUCCCAGUUAAAUUUAAAACUCUGGAGGGCAGUUAAUUUUGUUGCAAAGAGGAUCAGAUUCUAUGGAUAGUUGAGUUUACAGGGUAGAAGACUUACAUCUCAGUUGUGAAACAUUUCAUGAGUCAUAAAGGGAUGUUCUUAUUAUUAAAUGUUAUUUAUACCUCGCCUUUUGGUCAAAGGCCCUCAAGGCAGCUUACAAAGAAAAAUAAACACAAGUAUAAAAAUACAAUAUAAAAAUACAAUAAAAGCAAUACAAUUUACAAAAAUUAAAUUAAAUAACAAAUAACAUUAUAACAACAAAUAAAAUUAAAUAACAAGUAAUAUUAUCAUUACCGGCACUGCCAAGAAAGAGGAGGCGGUGUUAGCAGGGGCGGCAGCUCCCAAGAGACAGAAAGGUGACAGGCAUUUGUUACAGCGAAGCUGUUUGCUGUUUCAAUGUUGUCUUCCUCUCCAUGUCCUCGGGCUCACUCAGCUGCUGCUCCCCAGGCUUAUGGUGCUGGUUUAUGUCGGGGGGCGGCUGCGGGAGCUUGGGCUCGGGGCCCUGGGCUUUCCCUGGAGCAGGAGGAGGAGGACGCGAUGGCAGCAGCUGUUGAGCGGGAGGCCCCGUGCCAGGUUGUUGUUGAGCAGGAGGCCCCGCGCUAUUUUAUUAUAUAAGAAAAUAUACUUUGGGAUUUUUUUGGUACUUAAAACAGACUUUAACCCUUCAGAAAAAUAGUUAAAAUAAAAAACAAAGUCAGAAAUAUAAAAUGUGAAGUCAGAAAUAUAAAACUGAGACUUUCUCUAUGUAAUGAGUAUACUGUGCUUUUUAUAUGUGACGUUUUCCCUUAAGUCUGUUUUUAUAAUGAAAUUGUAGAAACCUGCAUCAGCUAGAAUGUCUGUUCAACUUCUGUUUUCCCAGGAGUGUCCUAUGUGGCCCAAUAGCUUGCAUAUGAACUUCUGAACAACCUCCAUUGAGUGAGAAGCAUAAAAAUACCAGUGUGUCCAAAGCCAUCAUUUGUUGGAGUUGUGUGUAGAGUAGCUCAGACCCAUACACCUGCAGAAAAUGUAAAGUAACACUUCAAAAAACAGAAGUGCUGCUGUACUUGUUUUUUUGUAAAAAAAGGAGUAUCCACAGACAAAUUUCUGUAGUGAUGUAAAACUGCAAAUAGUAUAUAUUGAAAUACCAUUAUGUACCUAGAGAUAAAUUUUAUAAAGCACAAAAAUAACUUGGAGAGAAAAAGGAAUGCAGUUAAAUGAAAUUGACUCUCAGAAUAAGAAAUAAUUGAAAUGGACUGCCUUCAAGUCGAUCCCGACUUAUGGCGACCCUAUGAAUAGGGUUUUCAUGGUAAGCGGUAUUCAGAGGUAGUUUUACCAUUGCCUUCCUCUGAGGCUGAGAGGCAGCCCAAGAUCGCCCAGUGUGCUUCAUGGCUGUGUGGGGAUUCGAACCCUGGUCUCCCAGGUUAGUCCAACACUCUAACUACUAUACCACACUGGCUCUCCAAGAAAUAAUUAGCCAAGUGAUAUUAACAUAACAAUUCAAAAAGUAUUAUUCAGUAAAGUAACAAUUUCUGAGCAAGAGAAAUCUUUUAUUUUGUAGAUUAGUUUUAGUAGUUUAACACAAGUAUGUUUGGCCAUGUUUAUACAAUGCUGAACAAGUUUGUAUCAUGCUUUUUCACUUUUAUAAUCAAUCUGUUUUUCACAUAAUUCUGACAAUUCAUUUAGGAACUCAGUUAACAGCAAGGAACAAAAACAAAAAAUAAGCUAAGGAGAUUUCAGAGAACAAAUGGAUGGUUUCAGUUAUAUAAAACAAUUUGCUUAUUCUCAAAUACUAUUAGUAUUCAGGCCUAUGGCAGAACAAUUUUACAGUGACAGCACAAUGCAAAAUGUACAGGGAUUGGUCAGCAGCAACAGAAACAGGAAUUUUUUUAGUAGUUAGAACUCUUAAAAGGCACAUUUCAUUAUAUAAUUUUAAAACUUGGCUCUUACGUUUGCAAAUGAAAAUGUACAAGCAUUCAGUAAAAUGUGUUUUAGCCCUAAUUGUGUUGGGAGACUCCAACAAAUCUAUAAUUUCAAAAGCUAUGAAGGCACAGGGCAAACCCUCAGAGUGAUUAAUCUGCUCAAGGGAGAUAACGGGCUGAGACGAUUCACACUAUGCUGCAAUACUCAAACACAUUUUAGUGUGACUACUGUGUUGGUUCUAGCAGGGUAGUGUAUUUUCAACUGGAGUAUUCUAUUUAAGACUGGCUGGUUCUUCAGAUUACAACCUAAUUCAAAAAUGAUGCAAGCCCCAGUUAUCUUUUCUUCUGUUAAAACAGUAAUAACUAAAGCAGCAAUCCUAACCCCAUUUAGCUGGCAGUUAAGUCCCACUGAAUUAAAUAAGACUUAUUUCUGAGUAGUCAUAGUUAGGAUUACACUUUAAAUAUACUAACCUAAACACAUACUAGAGUGCAAGCUUUAUUACUGUGGGCUUCAUACCAGAGUAAAGAUGCACAGGUUUAGACAGUGUCUUAAGUGUCAUCUUUGUAGGAUAGGGAAUUGUAUGUAAAUGAAGGUUCAGAUCUUAGUUACCAAAAAUUCAAGGUAUUUCAGUGAGACCUUCCAAGGAAGUGCUUUUAAUUCAUGUACAAGGAUGUUAUCUAGUAGUCAGCUAUGAACCCACACAUAUAAUUUUCAAUAGAAGCUAAAAUGGUAAAAUGUCCUAAUCCUACCAAAUUCCUGCUGAUCGGGUGAUUGGAGGAAUGGAUGGAGUACUUUGACUGGGCACCCACCCCCAUGAUGCAAGAAGGGGUCCCAUAAGCACAGCAAUGUAUGCAGUGAGCUAAUGUGCAUAUGAGUCUCUGCGCUGAAGGCCACUGCUGUGGGAAAUUUUUGCUCACCUAUACAGCAGGCUUAGAUAAACCAAUUUCUAUUCACAAUUUGAUUUCUCUGACAUGAGGAUAUGGUCUCUGUGCAGUAAAUCUUCAUGUGAAUGUAAGGCUUCUGUUUUUCAAGCGUUAUUUUCCCACUUUUAAAUCUAGAAAUCCAAUUUUUUAAGGGGAUGGGGAAAGGGGAGUGUUAAAGCACUUAGCAGUUCUAUGGUGAGGGCUCUUGUGCUAAGGAGGACUGGGUGCACAGGCCCUGCUGGGUCUUCUGGAUUCUAGCCUAAGUAGUUAAUUGCCAGACAAUGAGUUCUAGUGGUUUUGAAGAGAUGUACUUCACAGGCAAUGUAAGCUGCUUAUUUACAGGAUAUUUGUAGCUAAGUUAAUGCCAUCUAGUUGUUAUUUCAUUCAUUUAUUAAAA
This is a messenger RNA of Rhineura floridana, 5613 nucleotides long. It is a transcript of the gene ARMC10, whose product is annotated as armadillo repeat containing 10. Gene Ontology annotation, molecular function: protein binding. The transcript has 6 exons. Gene Ontology annotation, cellular component: mitochondrion. The coding region runs from base 2 to 1300 and encodes 432 amino acids. The record is from RefSeq and is a predicted model, not a curated record. Lineage: Eukaryota; Metazoa; Chordata; Lepidosauria; Squamata; Rhineuridae.